Messenger RNA from Xyrichtys novacula (pearly razorfish), 300 nucleotides. NCBI's taxonomy places the organism in Eukaryota, Metazoa, Chordata, Actinopteri, Labriformes, Labridae. The record is from the annotation of a GenBank genome assembly.
AUGGAUUGGGGUACUUCCAUCGAGCUUGCCGGCAUUCCAACUAACGCGAAUAUUUCUAUCGCUCCAACGGCAAUGUCUGUGGGAGACAUAACGGCAAUGACUGUAGCUAACGGGAGAGGAGACGGGAUUGGACUUACUGCUGGCUGCUGGCUACCAGGCAUGGAGGCUGGGUGCUCGGGGAGAGGUUCCAGGGAAGCGGCAGCGGCUGACGUGGUUGUCAUCCUGGAGCGGUCCAGGCGAGGAGGUGGCGAACGGAGCGACUGGUGGCUCGGGAAACGAUCCUGCACUUACAGCGACUGA